Peromyscus eremicus (cactus mouse) is the source of this 1691-nucleotide messenger RNA. It is a transcript of the gene Fbxo27, whose product is annotated as F-box protein 27. The record is from RefSeq and is a predicted model, not a curated record. NCBI's taxonomy places the organism in Eukaryota, Metazoa, Chordata, Mammalia, Rodentia, Cricetidae. Gene Ontology annotation, cellular component: SCF ubiquitin ligase complex; cytoplasm. Gene Ontology annotation, molecular function: ubiquitin protein ligase activity; protein binding. Gene Ontology annotation, biological process: SCF-dependent proteasomal ubiquitin-dependent protein catabolic process; glycoprotein catabolic process.
AUGGGUUCCUGGACCUCCAGGGCCCGGGUCCCCACGCGGGAGCCCGACCCCCAGGAGACGCUGGACCUGAGCCGUCUACCCCCGGAGCUGCUCCUGGUGGUGCUGAGCCACGUGCCCCCGCGUACGCUGCUGUUGCACUGCCGGCGGGUGUGCGCGCCCUGGCGCGCCCUGGUGGAUGGCCAGGCCUUGUGGCUGCUAAAGCUGGCCCGCGACCGCAGCGCUGCCGGCCGAGCCCUGUUGUCGCUAGCCCGCCGCUGCCCCCCGACCCGCGAAGACAGGCCCUGCCCGCUGGGCCAAUUCUGCCUGCGCGGACCACUAGGUCGUAACCUCAUCAGCAACCCCUGCGGCCAAGAAGGCCUGCGCAAGUGGAUGGUGCAGCAUGGUGGAGAUGGCUGGGUAGUGGAGAACAACAAGAGACCUGUGCCUGGGGCCCCCUCACAGACCUGCUUCGUCACCUCCUUCAGCUGGUGUUGCAAGAAGCAGGUGGUGGACCUGGAGGAGAAGGGUCUGUGGCCAGAGCUGCUGGACAGUGGUGGUGUGGAGAUUGCAGUCUCUGACUGGUGGGGAGCUCGUCAUGACUGUGGCUGCAGGUACCGUCUCCUUGUCCAACUUCUUGAUGCUCACCAGAAUGUCCUAGAUGAGUUCUCGGCUGUGCCAGACCCCAUUGAACAAUGGAACAACAACAUCUACCUGCAGGUCACCCACGUGUUCUCCAACAUUAGGAGAGGCGUCCGUUUUGUGUCUUUUGAACACUGGGGCCAGGACACACAGUUCUGGGCUGGCCACUAUGGGGCCAGAGUGACCAACUCUAGUGUGAUCGUGCAAGUCUGUCAGCCCUAGUCAAAGGCCUCCAUCUUGGCAAGACAGCCUGACUGUGCCUUCCAGGAGCUGGGGCUGUUGACUGGAAUUCUUCAUGAAUCAAGCAUUCAUACCUUCCUGGAACAUGAAGCUCUAGGAUCCAGUGGAGGGUCCUGCUUGGCCUUGUUUGCAGAGUCUUGAACACUGGACUCCUCCAUCAGAUCUGCCCAUUGCUGCUGCUUGGGUAGAGCGAGGGUGCCCGGGUGCCCGGGUGCCUGACUGCAUGUUCAUCUCAGAGAGGUCACAAGCUGCCUCUGUUUCAGCGUGAUCCCGCACUGCCUGUCCUCAGUAUUGAUCCCCCAGCCUUUUUUGAGACAGGGUCUCAUGUAUCCGGUGGCUAAAGGCCAAGGGUAGCUUUAGACACCUGACUUCGCCACCCAGGUGCUAGGAUUACAGGCGUGCACCAACACCACCCAGGUUUGUGGGGUGCUGGGAUGAGCCCAGCACUCAGCAAGCCAGGCACACAUUUUACCAGCUAAGCAGCGUCCCCAGCAUUGUCUUCCUGUCACCUCCUGUUUCCGCCUCAGGGACUUCCUUUGUCCCUUUACUGAAGCCCCUCCACUCAUAUCUGAACUUAUGGCUAGCAAAAUCCCAACUCCCGUGUGAACCAAGCUCACAUGGCUACACCCAGGUCUCCUCAUUGAAGGGUGUGUCUGCCCACAGAUUUUCUCCAAACAAUGAGGAAGUGCCUACAGCCCCGGCCCUGAUCCUCAGGGACCUCUGAAUUGUGUAAUAUUUAAAGUUAUUUAUCAUUUUCUCAAACAGAGAGAGAAUAAUAGUAUACUGGCAAUAUCUGUCUGCCAAUUGCACUGUAAUAAAUUAUUUUGCCUAAA